AUCAACAAUAGGCGAGAGAAAAUUCAAAUGAGGGAAUAACAAAGGUUUCAACAAAAAGGGAAGAAAGAAGAAAUAGUUGUCAAAGUAAAGAAGAUUUUGAGCCUCAACCAAAAAAUCAUGACCGGUGUCUCUCAGGGAGAAAGUGUCACUCUUGAUCUUCUCAAGAAGAAGAUGGAUGAGUUUGCCAAAGAACGCAACUGGGAACGCUUUCAUAGCCCCAGAAACCUCCUUUUGGCGCUGGUGGGUGAAGUGGGAGAGCUUAGUGAGAUAUUCCAAUGGAAAGGAGAGGUACCAAAGGGAUUGCCUGAUUGGAAGGAAGAAGAAAAAGUUCAUCUUGGGGAAGAGCUCUCAGACGUUUUGCUCUAUCUCGUCAGGCUUUCUGACAUGUGUGGUGUGGAUUUGGGGAAAGCCGCUCUCCGUAAGGUUGAACUUAACGCCAUUAAAUACCCAGCCAGUGUCACCAAAACUUCAUCAGACAAAAACAACAAUGCAUGAUUUCAUUUCAUCUUUUGAUCUCCUGGGCUAAUAUACAAUCUAGUUUGUAGAUUUUGAUGGGGUUUUAAUUUAAUGUUGUUUUCAUUGCAUGGAGAUGGAGACUAGUGUUAAUUAAUGCAGUCUUGGGCUUUUGAUCAGUGAUUUUACAUGUAUUGUUGAAUCGUAUCCCUCUGACAUAUGUGAGAUAUGGUAUUGUGAUCUCAUAACAAAGAUUUACUUUUUCAGUA
Mangifera indica (mango) is the source of this 722-nucleotide messenger RNA. Its product is annotated as dCTP pyrophosphatase 1-like. NCBI's taxonomy places the organism in Eukaryota, Viridiplantae, Streptophyta, Magnoliopsida, Sapindales, Anacardiaceae. The transcript is spliced from 3 exons. Gene Ontology annotation, biological process: nucleoside triphosphate catabolic process. Bases 118 to 495 code for a protein of 125 amino acids. Gene Ontology annotation, molecular function: nucleoside triphosphate diphosphatase activity. The record is from RefSeq and is a predicted model, not a curated record.